AUCACAUCCGGAUGGAAUUGUGCCAAUACGUCCAACGAGGUCGGACAUCUUUGAUUUCCACCAUACUUAUCCGAUGGAAGUAGAAGCGGUUCUACGUCAUCACGCAUUACAGGAAGGUGAACUCAGAGCAUGCGUGAAAAAGAUGAUUGACAAAAAUCGUGUCGUUUUCCAUGUCAGUGUUCCUGAAGAUGAAAUAGAUGAUGAUGAGUUCGCUCUUCAGGUGUUCGUAAGGAUGCCCCACACUAAUUACACCCUGGUCAACGUCCUGAACUUUCUCCUCACAGAGCACCCGGAAACGUAUGAGAUAGAAAACGAGUCCACGCACGACGGGAAAUGUGUUCUGGAUCUGGUGAACCAGGAACAUCUGGAACAUCUUCGGGCAGCACUCGACAAAGCCGACUGUGACACAAACUGGUCCAAUGUCAACCUAGCCGAGGAUAUGACGAUCUGCCUUAACAACAACAGUCAAGGUUGGGCAUCAAAAGAGGAACGAUAUGUACGGAAUCAUCUCUCUAGUGCCAUGAACAACAGAAAUAGGAAAGAAUUGGAAAUCGCUCUCCGUGGACUACAAAAUCACGGUCAUCUGAAUCUCAGCCUCAAGCCGGAAAUGGCCGUACUUGCUCUGUUAUACGAGGAAGAAAUCCAGAAAAGAAGGUCUGUCAACGAUCUGGACAACUUAAUGAAGACGAUCGCUGAAUCCAGUCAGUCUGUAGUCAGUGACAUCCUGGAAUCUUCCCCGGUAGUGCAAUCAGCCCGAGACUUUCUGAGUCGACAGUUACGUGUGAAGCAAUAUAAUAUGGUCAUGCAAACGCUGACAUCACAGACUGUGGCCGAUGUGGCAGACUGUGAGCGUCCUAAUAGCAUCUGCUUUGUGGUCUUAAGGUCAACGUACCUUCUACUGGGAGAGGAACUGCCAUUGCAGAGAUGGUCUGAUGUUCGACACCUGCUUCGGAUCAAGGGACAUAAUAGUCUUAUCAGCAGGAUAAGCCGCUUCAGCCUGGACGCCCUUAGUAAUGAAGUCAGCAAUGAGGUCAAGGACGCGCUUGUUAAGUUCACGAUUGAAGAGGUCAAGGCCACGGGAUCAGCGGUUGCAGCUUUUUAUCUAUGGGCACUGGGGGUCGUGAUGGAAGUCAGAUGAAGAGGACACUUACAAGAAAUGUACAAUAGAUCAAUAAAACAUUAUCC
This is a messenger RNA of Haliotis rubra (blacklip abalone), 1185 nucleotides long. RefSeq lists its product as uncharacterized. The coding region runs from base 74 to 1138 and encodes 354 amino acids. NCBI's taxonomy places the organism in Eukaryota, Metazoa, Mollusca, Gastropoda, Lepetellida, Haliotidae. The record is from RefSeq and is a predicted model, not a curated record. The transcript is spliced from 6 exons.